Schistosoma turkestanicum is the source of this 1621-nucleotide messenger RNA. Lineage: Eukaryota; Metazoa; Platyhelminthes; Trematoda; Strigeidida; Schistosomatidae. The record is from the annotation of a GenBank genome assembly.
GUCAAGGUCAUUUGAUUUCAUGGUUUUUUACACAUUCGUUAGAGCGACUAUGGUGUCUUCCGGAUUGAUAUAGAAGUAAAUAACUGCGAUGCAUCUCGUUCUUUCCUCAGAUACGUCGUAGAAAGCUGCUUAAAUUACUAAGAGCUGCUGAUCGACCUAAAUCCAUCGAAUUUGUGGUAGUUUUCAAAAUAUGGGCUCACGUAUUCGUGAUCAUAUGAGAUUAUUCUUGCUAACUGUACUCAAUGAAGAUCCCCGAUUAUUGUCUUUAUGCACGCUAAAUGAACUGACGUCUGUGUUUGUUCAGGAAAUGAAUAUUGAACUCAGUGAAAAAUCCUAUUCAAAGCUUAAAAGUUUUGUGUGCUCUUUCUUGUUUAAUUUGAUGAAUGAUGAGGGAGUCGUAACAAAUGGUGUGGAUACCCAUGUUCAAAAUCAUUGCUUACCAGUUAAAAAUGCUUCUUCUGAACCUGGAACACAAAGGCCUGUCAUUAUGCUUUCUCGGCAUGAAGUAAUGGCAUUAGCGGCGGCUACUGUUGCUGAUAAAACAAAUCCUGUUGUAUCUGUAUCGAGCGAUGGAGAAAGUGUCAGUAAGCGUAUUAAACAAUUGCGUCAAACUCCACUAAUUGGAACUAGACCAACCAUCCGAACAGUUGUUAAUAAACCUGUGAUAAUUAAUGAAGUUAAGAGUCCAACCGUUUCGAAUGUAGAAGUUACUCCUCUUAGAAAUAUUCAACUUAUACAUACACCUAGAGUGAUUAUUGAAUCAUCCGCACAAAAAAUAGAAUCGUUUAAAAGUAACUCUACUAACAACAAUAAUUCAGCUAAAACUUCUAUCAAUACAUCUAGUUUAUCUGCAUUUAUUUCUCAAUCAUCAUUGAAUGAUCGUAAACGCCAUAUAUCGGCUCCAUCGUCUUCCUUUAUUUCUUCUUCUUCUGCUGCUAGUACUACUACCACGACUGCUACUACUACUACUUCUAAUAGUAAUAAUAGCAUCACUAAUAUUUCAGCUACGAAAACGGGUAUAACGAUAAAACGCCAAUUAAGCGAAGCAGUGAUAUCUGUUCGACCCGCAACUAGUCGUUUAUUGGACAACAAUUAAAAUUAAUGCUUCAAUGUUUGUAACAGAAGUAUAUAAUGUUAUCAAUACGGAUGAAUUUAUGUAAAAAAGAUCGUAUUCACCUCCCCCCCGGCACAUUCCUAUUAGAAGCAUUCAUUUUAAACUCAAAGAAUAUAAUUCACUUAUUUUCUUCAUUCUGCAUUUCUUUCCAUACAUACCAUAUUAUUGUAUGCAUAUAAAAAAACGGUAUGGUUUUCAGUUUUGUGACUUUGUGAAAGAUUAAUCCAAAUAUGUUCCAUUAAAUUCGUUUACCUAAAUUUGUAAAUAAUCAGUAUUUAUGUGUUCACUGUUAUUGUUUAUACCAGAGGCUACUAUUAAAUAGUGCAUAAAUAGUUUAAUGAUACCUGUAUAAUCCCUUUUUUGUUCAUGAAGUUCAUGUAAAUUCUACCGUAUUUGAUAAAGACUUAUUAUUCAGUGUGUAUAAAUAUAAAUAUUUUAUUUUCUUAAAAAAACAUUCUCAAAUCCAAAAAAGUAUUCUGAUUAAGUGUUAAUUAUAGUUGUGUGAUG